Cladocopium goreaui is the source of this 1088-nucleotide messenger RNA. Lineage: Eukaryota; Dinophyceae; Suessiales; Symbiodiniaceae. The record is from the annotation of a GenBank genome assembly.
GGCAGUUAGCUGAAGUUUCCAUCGGCAUCGGCUGAUCCCUUCUUCCCAUGGCGCGUUUCUCCCAGCGCCGUGGACGGCUCGGGGCUUUGGCGCUGGCCAUGUUCUGCGGCUCCCUGUGCUUCGUCCCAGCUCCCGGCCGCGAGCGAAGCCUGCGAAGCGAGGCAGAGGUGGCAUCAGCAGCCGUGGCGUUGGCAGCUUUGACGCCAUCUGAGGCUUGGGCCAAGGGCGGUCAGUGGGGGCCAUUGGAAGGCAAGGCUUCGAGCUUGGUUCAUCCCACCGCCAUGUCCUUGUUUUUCUUCACCAUGCUGUACACGGGCUUCCUGGGCUGGCAGUGGCGUCAAACCCGCACCCUUGGCGCUGACAUCAGCAACCUCCGAAAGCAGCUGCCCAAGGAUGAGGAGGAGGAGUCCGCAGCAACCAAAUCCUUGAAGGAGCAGAUCAGCCAACUGGAUGCUGAGAGGAAGGAGAUGGUGAAAGAGGGCUACAAGGACAAGCACCACACUCUCAGCUCCAUCAUUCUCGGCGGUGGUAUUUUCUUCACCACCUAUGGAGUCUUCAACACCUGGUUCCGAGCAGAGAAGCUGUUUCCGGGUCCACAUUUGUUCGCCGGCGCGGCCAUCGUGGUGAUCUGGGCCGUCUCUGCAGCCAUGGUGCCAUUCAUGGAGAAAGGAAACGAGUCGGCAAGAACUGCGCACAUUGCCCUGAAUGGAGUCAACGUGCUGUUGUUCGCAUGGCAGCUGCCUACUGGCUUUGAGAUUGCGCAGAAGGUUUGGGGGCUUGACAUUCCCUGGGUAUAGUUGCGAACCUUGGUCAACUUGAUCAUGCUGCACCUGAUUUUCGAGAUGAGACAGAUGCCAAUCGAGCAAAUAUCUUUCAUUAUCUUUCUAUAUCUUCUUUUAGCUUCAUGUUCAAUUCAAAUGUGCCAUAUGCCGCGAUGCUCUCUGCAUCCAUUGAAUCCAUUGACCAUGAACAUCCAGCGAGAUGAGGGUCACAUCAAACAUCACCUCGCACAAUUUUCAGCGUAAAUUUUCUGCGUGGAUUUUCUUGUCCACAUCGCAGGCUUGUGAAAAAAACUUGGUUGAGUCAAC